AUGUAUGUGAGCGUAUUCACCAUCAUCAUCAUCAUCAUCAAAGCCAUCAUUGUCAUCAUCAUUAUCAUCAUCAUCAUCAGGAGGGCAAUCAUAACGGAACAGGACGAGUUCAGCCGGGUGGAAACGGAUGCAGUUCCACCGGAAGUGAAGGACUGGCUCUCCAUGACCUUUACCCAAUCAAAUAACAGUACGGCGGCAAACCGAAAGUCACGUGCUACAAGGGCGAAAUUCAGGAGCGUAGCUAACUGCAUAAGGGCAGGAAUUAUGGUGGACAAAAUCUACAGACGCGUUGCAAACACGUCAACCGUUCAAGUUCCCACACAAAUUCUCCACUAUUACAAAUCGAUAGAUGAAUGGUCAUUCCAGUUACUCUCAAUGAAUGAAGUGUCAGAUGGUCACAUACUCAAAUUGAUCGGCCUUGAAAUUCUUCAGAAAUUUGACCUCGUCAACAAGUUCAAGAUCAACCUUCAGACCCUAGACAACUUCCUCUCACGUCUGGAGGUAGGCUACGGAAAACACGGAAACCCCUACCACAACGCAGUACAUGCAGCUGACGUAACUCAAACAGUACACGGGGUACUUAUAAGUACCGGACUGGCGUCCUGGCUGACGGAUCUUGAACUGUUGACCGUGCUGACGUCUUGCAUGAUCCAUGACUUCGAACAUACCGGGACGACAAAUAAUUACCACAUCAACACUGCAUCAGACAUAGCAAUAAUGUACAACGAUAAAUCGGUCCUUGAGAAUUAUCAUCUGAGUGCCACCUUUCGAGUUAUGAAGGAUCCGGAGUUCAAUCCCUUCAAUAACUUGAAACCGGAUGACUAUAAAGAAUUUAGAAAUUUGAUGAUUGAAAUCGUACUGGCCACGGACAUGUCUUGCCACUUUCAACAGAUCAAAAACAUGAAAUCCCUACUUUCGUCUGCUUCUGAAAAUGUGGACAGAGCAAAAGCAUUCUCCUUAAUCGUACAUUGUGCCGACAUCAGUCACCCAGCCAAGCCUUGGAACCAGCACAACAAAUGGACGGAAUUUCUAAUUGAGGAGUUUUUCAGUCAGGGGGACAAAGAACUAGCCCUCGGAUUGCCCGUAUCCCCCCUGUGCGAUCGAAACAACACGCAUGUUCCUGAAUCACAGAUAGGAUUCAUAGAUUUCAUAGUCGAUCCAAGCUUCCAAGUGAUGGGAGACAUGAUAGACAAAAUGUUGAGCGACAUAUUGCAGCAGCAUCACAUCAUCAGCACCAACAACAGCAACAAUAACAAUCUCGGCAACAUCAACAAAAACAUCAACACACAAAACAUCAAUGAAAACGCCAGUCAUCACUUCAGUAAAACACGGAACUAG
This is a messenger RNA of Helobdella robusta, 1338 nucleotides long. RefSeq lists its product as hypothetical. NCBI's taxonomy places the organism in Eukaryota, Metazoa, Annelida, Clitellata, Rhynchobdellida, Glossiphoniidae. Gene Ontology annotation, molecular function: 3',5'-cyclic-AMP phosphodiesterase activity. The record is from RefSeq and is a predicted model, not a curated record. Bases 1 to 1338 code for a protein of 445 amino acids. The transcript is spliced from 10 exons. Gene Ontology annotation, biological process: signal transduction.